This is a messenger RNA of Amborella trichopoda, 1962 nucleotides long. RefSeq names its product laccase-17. The record is from RefSeq and is a predicted model, not a curated record. Gene Ontology annotation, molecular function: hydroquinone:oxygen oxidoreductase activity; copper ion binding. Gene Ontology annotation, cellular component: apoplast. Gene Ontology annotation, biological process: lignin catabolic process. NCBI's taxonomy places the organism in Eukaryota, Viridiplantae, Streptophyta, Magnoliopsida, Amborellales, Amborellaceae.
GAAGGAAAAGACGAUGGCAUCUUCUUCUCCGUCUCCAACUUUCAUGGCGAUCCUCCUCUGGACCCUGUGUGCCUUAUGGCUGGGACCUAGGCAUACUCUUGCAAGCACUAGGCACUACCUGUUCAGUGUUAGGCUGAAAAAUAUGACUCGAUUGUGCCAUACUAGGCAAGUGGUGACGGUGAAUGGGAUGGUGCCUGGCCCUAAGAUCGUGGCUCGAGAGGGUGACCAAGUUGUGAUCAAGGUGGUGAACCAUGUGCCCAACAAUGUGACCAUUCACUGGCAUGGCGUAAGGCAACUUCAAAGCGGAUGGGCAGAUGGGCCUGCAUACGUGACACAGUGCCCCAUUCAAACUGGCCAAACCUAUGUUUAUAAUUUCACCAUUACAGGGCAAAGAGGCACCUUACUUUGGCAUGCCCAUGCAACUUGGCUUAGGUCCACUAUCUAUGGACCCAUUGUUAUUUUGCCUAAGAGAGGCGUCCCAUAUCCAUUUCCUGAGCCCCAUGAGGAGAUCCCAAUUAUCUUUGGGGAAUGGUUUAAUGUGGACCCUGAGGCGGUUCUUGCCCAGGCCUUGCAAACGGGUGGUGGCCCAAAUGUAUCUGAUUCUUAUACUAUCAAUGGCCAUCCUGGUCCCCUUUACAAUUGCUCAGCUAAAGACACAUUCAAGCUCAAAGUGGAGCGUGGCAAAACCUACCUGCUGCGCCUCAUCAGCGCUGCCCUCAACGACGAGCUCUUCUUCUCCAUUGCCAACCACUCCCUCACUGUCGUUGAGGCUGACGCCAUCUAUGUCAAGCCCUUCACCACCGACAUCGUCCUCAUAACCCCAGGCCAAACCACCAACGUCCUCCUCACAGCUAAGCCCAAUCCCCCGAAAACCACAUUCGUCAUGGCCGCCCGUCCCUAUGUUACAGGUCAAGGAAGCUUCGACAACUCCACCACUACCGGAAUCCUCGAAUACCACAGUCCCUCUCUCGGCAACUCUUCCCCCUCAAUAACUAAGCUCCCCCUCCUCCUCCCUACUCUUCCUGCCCUAAAUGAUACCAACUUUGCUGCUAAUUUUAGUCGAAGGUUUCGCAGUCUGGCUUCGAAGCAGUUUCCUGCAAAUGUACCACAGACAGUAGACCGGAAAUUCUUGUUUACUGUAGGGCUUGGGACGAACCCGUGCCCCAAUAACCAGACCUGUCAGGGGCCCAAUGGCUCCAUGUUCACGGCCUCCAUCAAUAAUGUUUCAUUCUCAAUGCCCACAACUGCCAUGCUCCAGGCUCACUUCUUCGGGCAGUCUGCCGGAGUUUACACUACAGAUUUUCCAGAGAACCCACCGAUUCCUUUUAAUUACACGGGCGCUCCGCCUAAUAACACGCUUGUGAUGAGUGGAACAAAGGUGGAAGUGCUGCGCUUCAACACGAGCGUAGAACUCGUGUUGCAGGAUACUGGAAUCCUUGGAGCUGAGAGCCAUCCUCUGCAUCUUCAUGGCUUCAACUUCUUUAUUGUGGGACAAGGCUUUGGGAACUAUGAUCCCUCAAAAGACCCUGCAAAGUUUAAUUUGGUGGAUCCUAUGGAGAGGAACACCGCAGGGGUGCCGAGUGGUGGUUGGUUGGCUCUGCGUUUCCUUGCUGAUAAUCCUGGUGUGUGGCUCAUGCAUUGUCACUUGGAAGUGCACACAAGCUGGGGCCUAAAGAUGGCUUGGCUGGUAUCGGACGGCACGCUCCCCAACCAGAAGCUUCCUCCUCCACCGUCCGAUCUCCCCAAGUGUUGAUCGCGGACCGCGUUCAGUCAUUUAUGAGAUGCUUCCUUCUUAACUUAUUCCUUCUUCCCAAUUUUCCUUCAAUUCCUGCAUCCUUUUUUCCGUGGAGAAGAAGGAAUGCAACUCGGACCUCGCCCUUGAUAAAUUUUUUGGUGUCCAAUAUUUUGCUUAUAUGAAUUUGUAAUAAUUAUUGCUAAUUUUAUAAAUUUUUCUCCACUCAA